UGGGAAGUGGUGAGGAGAUAGUGCAGCUCGGGCUGGAGGGGGCAGCUGUCUGCCUGCAGGCCGCUAGCAUGUGCUUCUGCCGUGGAGAUGGCAAUGCAGCUCCAGACAGCUCCGCCCGCUGCUCCCCAUGUCCUUAGCUCGGUGAGGUCGGACUGCCUGGAAGUUGCACACCUGCUCCAUCCGCAUCUAGCUCUUCCACUCCAGCCUUUCUCCUUGGGGACCUGAGCUGGGAGGACAGCAUCUCCUUUUGGCUGCUCUGCUGUGGUCUUUGCAGGGUGGCACCUACCACACAAGCGAAGGGCAGAUCUCGGGACACCCUCCCCCUCCACCCUGCCUGGUGCUGGAGUCCAACCGAGCCCAAACGGGCUGUGUCUGCGCCGCCCCCUUUUUCCUGUAUCUUGGACCCGCACACUCCCAGCCGGACUGGAGAACUCACCUUCUGGAGGAUGCUAGGAGCAGGGUGGGUGCCGGGUCCCCCGAGGCUGCUGAUUCUGGGCCAGAGCUGCCAAGAGGAUGUUGAAGUUUCGGGCUGAUCGGCGGGUCAGCCACCAUGAGAGACGGAACACAUUUCUGCACCCAGUGACAGGACAGAUUCCAGAGGAAAACCACAAAUUUGACUUGAAAACAUCCACCUUGGACAUGUCCAAUAAAGCAGGCGGGAAACGCGUGACCACGACCAACAGCGACCUGUCCAACCACAACAUGGUGUCCGAGGUUUCCGCCGAGAGGCCCAGUGUCCGGGCCACCCGGACCUCCCGCAAGGCCAUUGCCUUUGGCAAGCGAGCCCACUCCAUGAAGAGGAACCCCAGCGCUCCCGUAGCCAAAGCCGGCUGGCUCUUCAAGCAGGCCAGCUCUGGAGUUAAGCAGUGGAACAAGCGCUGGUUUGUGCUGGUGGACCGCUGCCUCUUCUACUACAAAGAUGAGAAGGAAGAGAGUAUCCUGGGCAGCAUCCCCCUCCUGAGCUUCCGAGUGGCCGCUGUGCAGCCCUCUGACAACAUCAGCCGGAAGCACACUUUUAAGGUGACUAUGUUCCGGGUAGACGAGGCUGGAGCCAGUCCCACGCGCUGCCUAUCCCCACAGGCUGAGCACGCAGGGGUCCGCACCUACUUCUUCAGCGCCGAGAGCCCCGAGGAGCAGGAAGCCUGGAUCCAGGCUAUGGGGGAAGCUGCCCGUGUGCAGAUUCCCCCUGCUCAGAAGUCAGUGCCUCAAGCCGUGCGUCACAGUCAUGAGAAGCCGGACUCAGAGAACCUCCCACCCAGCAAACACCAUUCACAGCCGCCCCACAACAGCCUCCCCAAGACCGAGCCAGAAGCCAAGACUCGUGGGGAGGGUGACGGCCGAGGCUGUGAGAAGGCUGAGAGGAGGCUGGAGAGGCCGGAAACCAAGAAUGAGUCUCUGGGGAAAACCAACUGCAUCCAAGCUGGCCCAGAGCCCAACUCCGAGCCAGGCAGCCCCUACCCUGAGGGCCCAAGGGUGCCAGGGGGCGGGGAGCGGCAGGCCCAGCCCAAUGGCUGGCAGUACAGCUCUCCCAGCAGGCCAGGGAGCACAGCCUUCCCUCCUCAGGAUAGCGAAGGUGGGGGGCACCGGCAGAGCUUUCCUCCACGCACCAACCCCGACAAAAUCGCCCAGCGCAAGAGCUCCAUGAAUCAGCUUCAGCAGUGGGUGAACCUGCGCCGGGGAAUGCCCCCGCCUGAGGACCUUCGCAGCCCUUCCAGGUUCUAUUCUAUGGAGCACAGGGCCCCCGAUUAUUACUAUUCGGCCCAGUACCCCGACGAUUAUCAGUACUAUCCGCCGCGCGUGCGGCCCGACAGCAUCUGCUCCAUGCCCGCCUACGACCGCAUCAGCCCGCCCUGGGCACUGGAGGACAAGCGCCCAGCCUUCCGCAACGGGGGUGCUCCCGCCUACCAGCUGCGGGACUGGAAGGAGCCCGGCAGCUACGGGCGGCAAGAGGGCCCCGUGUGGCUCGCCAGCCCCUCCAGGCAGCCUGUCUAUUACGACGAGCUGGACGCGGCGGGCUCCCUGCGCCGCCUGUCCCUGCAGCCCCGGUCGCACUCGGUGCCUCGCUCGCCCAGCCAAGGCUCCUACGGCCGUGCGCGCAUCUACUCGCCGGUGCGCUCACCCAGUGCGCGCUUUGAUCGGCUGCCGCCACGCAGCGAGGACAUCUAUGCAGACCCCGCUGCCUACGUGAUGCGGCGCUCUAUCAGCUCUCCCAAGUAUGAUUACCUGGGAGACAGGCGGCCAGUCCCUGCAGGACUGUUCCCCUACAACUACCCACCGUCCCCCACGGUCCACGAUAAGAUGGAUGAACUUUUAGACCUUCAGUUGCAAAGAAACCUAGAGUAUUUGGAUCAGCAGAUGAGUGAGAGCGAGACACUCAUCACUAUGGUGAACCACAUGGUGGAGAACUCCUCCCCCCGGGCCCAACUCUUCAUGCAAGUCCCUCCAUACCCAGAAGUGUUCCGGGACAGCCUUCACACCUACAAGUUAAACGAACAGGACACAGAUAAGCUGCUGGGCAAACUGUGUGAGCAGAACAAGGUGGUGAGAGAGCAGGACCGGCUGGUGCAGCAGCUCCGGGCAGAGAAGGAGAGCCUAGAGAGUGCGCUGAUGGGGACCCACCAGGAGCUGGAGAUGUUUGGCAGCCAGCCUGCCUAUCCAGAGAAGUUACUGCACAAGAAGGAGUCAUUGCAGAACCAGCUCAUCAACAUUCGUGUGGAGCUUUCUCAAGCCAGCACUGCCCUGGCUAACAGUACCCUGGAAUAUGAGAACCUUGAGUCUGAGGUCUCAGCCCUCCAUGAUGACCUCUGGGAACAGCUCAACCUGGACAAUCAGAAUGAGGCACUCAGCCGGCAGAUCCAGAAGGAGAUCUGGAGAAUCCAGGAUGCCAUGGAGGGGCUGAGGAAGAACAACCCGUCCCGGGGCACAGACACCGCCAAGCACAGAGGAGCACUGGGCCCCUCGGCCAGCUAUGGCUCCAACAGCCCCGCCAGCCCGCUCAGCUCCACCAGCCUCACCAGCCCCUUGAGCCCCUUUUCACUCAUGUCUGGUUCUCAGGGUUCCCCCACCAAGCCCGGGUCCAGUGAGGAACCCGGCCCACCACGGCCUCCCCUCCCCAAAGCCUACGUCCCCCUGGAGUCUCCUCCUACCGUACCUCCACUCCCUAGCGAGAGCCGCUUCUGGCCGUACCCCAACUCCCCUUCCUGGAACCACAGUGGCGAGACAGCCAGGGGUCAGCAGAGCAAGAAAGAUGUCCCACAACCAGCACCAAUGGACGCCUCUCGGGACACCAACCAUGUGCCCAGCAGGCAAGAAGAGGCCGAGAAGCAAGCGGCUCUCAACAAAGUUGGCAUCGUGCCUCCCCGGACAAAAUCGCCCACCAACCAAGCGGGGACCCCGUCCAGGGUGGUGAGAAGAAGUGGCAACGGGCUGGCCAAUGGCCUCUCCCCCCGCCAGGAGCGCCCCAAAAGUGCUGUGUUUCCCGGGGAGGGCAAAGUGAAGAUGAGUGUGGAGGAGCAAAUCGACCGCAUGCGAAGGCACCAGAGUGGCUCCAUGAAGGAGAAACGACGGAGCCUGCAGCUCUCCGCCAGCCCAGCCCCAGAGCCCAGCCCCCGACCUACCUACAAAGUGGUGCGCCGUCAUCGCAGCACCCAUGAGGUGGACAUCUCCAACCUGGAGGCCGCUCUUCGGGCCGAGGAGUCAGGGGGUCAGGUCUAUGAGACGCCCCAGGAAGAAAUUGCCCGGCUUCGCAAGAUGGAGCUGGAGCCCCAGCACUAUGACGUGGACAUCACGAAGGAGCUGUCCACUCCAGACAAGGUCCUCAUCCCCGAGCGUUAUAUCGACUUGGAGCCCGACACACCACUAAGUCCUGAGGAGUUGAAGGAGAAACAGAAGAAGGUGGAGAGAAUCAAGACGCUUAUCGCCAAGUCCAGUAUGCAGAACGUGGUGCUCACCGGCGAGGGGGACCCAGUGGACGUGCCCCAAGACUCGGAGAGCCAGCUGCAGGAGCAGGAGAAGCGGAUUGAGAUCUCCUGUGCCCUGGCGACCGAGGCCUCCCGCCGCGGCCGCAUGCUGUCUGUGCAAUGUGCCACCCCAAGCCCUCCCACCUCCCCUGCCUCCCCGACUCCACCAGCCAACCCCCUCCCGUCUGAGUGCCCACGGGGUGCGGACAGCAGCCAUGCCAUGCAGGUCUGAGUGGACCACAAGCCCUGGCCAGUGCUGUGAAGCUCCAGAGAGCCACCUUCUGAGAUCACCUCUGAUCCUGCCGUGCCCAUUUCUGCCUGCCUGGUCCCUACGGUCCCUACCCCCUGCACUCCCUAGAAAGCCACUGGGAGCUGACAGGGACU
Molecule: messenger RNA, 4343 nt
Organism: Suncus etruscus (white-toothed pygmy shrew)
Lineage: Eukaryota; Metazoa; Chordata; Mammalia; Eulipotyphla; Soricidae
Gene: PLEKHA6
Product: pleckstrin homology domain containing A6
Exons: 27
Coding region: 514-4191 (1225 amino acids)
Source: RefSeq, a predicted model, not a curated record